AUGGCAAUAGAUGAAGCAGAAGGUAGUGUAUGGUUGGUUUGGAAGUCCGCAAACAGCAGAGAAAGUUUCAUUCCCGACAAAGCUAAAUCCCAAUCCACGUACAAAAGGGCCUUCAAAGCUGAAGGAGGGUUGUUAACCCAAUCUACACGGCCUCCAACGCUUUCAACUUAA
This is a messenger RNA of Dovyalis caffra, 171 nucleotides long. NCBI's taxonomy places the organism in Eukaryota, Viridiplantae, Streptophyta, Magnoliopsida, Malpighiales, Salicaceae. The record is from the annotation of a GenBank genome assembly.